Penicillium arizonense is the source of this 378-nucleotide messenger RNA. RefSeq lists its product as uncharacterized. NCBI's taxonomy places the organism in Eukaryota, Fungi, Ascomycota, Eurotiomycetes, Eurotiales, Aspergillaceae. The record is from RefSeq and is a predicted model, not a curated record. The transcript has a single exon. The coding region runs from base 1 to 378 and encodes 125 amino acids. Gene Ontology annotation, molecular function: protein binding.
AUGAAGACGAUUUCUCUAUUUUUUGCAGCCUCCCUAUUGGGGCAUGCUGCCCUUGCUACAAGGCUUUAUGCGGCAUCGUAUGCUGGUCUUGUCACCUCAUUGGACCUUUCCAAGUCCAAUGAGCUAUCUACACUCUCCCAGACCACUGAGUGCGGUGGCAGCCCCUCUUGGUUGAUGUUGGAUAGUCCCAAUGGUGUCUUGUACUGCCUCGACGAAGCAAUCAAUGCUCCCAAUGGCACUAUCACCACCCUGAAAACUCAUCAGGAUGGGACACUCACCAAGCUUGCGCAACUGAAAACCCCCGCUGGCCCUGUCAUGUCUGCCAUGUACUCGGCACCUGGGGUCUUGGAACGCAAGUUCCUUGCUGUGGCACACUAG